Laccaria bicolor S238N-H82 is the source of this 676-nucleotide messenger RNA. RefSeq lists its product as uncharacterized. The transcript has 8 exons. Lineage: Eukaryota; Fungi; Basidiomycota; Agaricomycetes; Agaricales; Hydnangiaceae. The record is from RefSeq and is a predicted model, not a curated record. The coding region runs from base 79 to 576 and encodes 165 amino acids.
CCGCUCUUUUCUUCCUGCCCCGAACCACUCUGCAAGCGCAAGCGGCGGCCGCUACGACUCCCUCAGCCUACGAGGACAAUGUCUCUCAAGUCCCGGAUAACAUUUUACAGUCUCACCCUCUCCUUCUCGUGCUUCCAAAUUGUGUUCGGACUCGUUUCCAGCUUUUUCUCUGGAUUUUCGCCAUACCUUUAUAUCUUUGGUAAGAUCGCCGGAGGCCUGGCGGUGAUCAGCCUAGUCUGGACUAGCGUCCUUUUGGCGUACAACAACCGGCCACUGUCGACCUAUGCCCUCACCAAAUCCGCAAUCCAUUUAUACUCUUUCACCGUAUUGAGUAUCACAUGGCUAGCGGUAGGAAUCAUGGUCUCAACACAAGCGCAUUACGAAUGCAAUUUUACACGAUAUUCCGACGGUGAAGCAGGGGUCUGGUGUGGAAUGACUGUUACGUCAGGUGGGAUUGCUUUCCUCACCGCCGUAUUCGCUGCGGUCUCAGCGGCCCUUGUUCAUCGCGCGGCUGGGAAAUCGGCUGCUGGGCUUCAGGCGAACGUUGCUGAGAGUGAUAAGAAGGGAAUAAGUUAAUGAAUAUCCGAUACUCGCAUCGUGCCAGAGCAUAUAUUUUAUACAGCGAUGCCUGGCAUGUAUUUCAAGGGACAAAUACCAGCCCACCUCAUUCACCUCA